Messenger RNA from Daucus carota subsp. sativus, 2868 nucleotides. RefSeq names its product beta-galactosidase 13. The coding region runs from base 236 to 2761 and encodes 841 amino acids. The record is from RefSeq and is a predicted model, not a curated record. NCBI's taxonomy places the organism in Eukaryota, Viridiplantae, Streptophyta, Magnoliopsida, Apiales, Apiaceae. Gene Ontology annotation, biological process: carbohydrate metabolic process. The transcript has 19 exons. Gene Ontology annotation, molecular function: carbohydrate binding; beta-galactosidase activity. Gene Ontology annotation, cellular component: cell wall; vacuole.
AUAAUUGAAAGGGAUCAAUUUUUGAGGCAGCUCCCAGGAGAACUCCUCCAUUCUGUGAAGGGAGGAGUUCCCUUCUGCUCAAUCUUCAUCUUUUUUAAUAGUUGAUUAAUUUCAAUUAUUAAUCCCAAGCACCAAAUCAUCAAUAACACAAACUCCACUGAUAAUUUUAUAAUCUCAGUUGCUUUGUCGAACGAACAUUUAUAAAUCGAUUUCUGAGGCAUUUACAGGUUAUAUCAUGGGGUUACAUUUAGCUUCAAGCUUUCUGGUAACCCUUUUUUUAGCCAUUGCCAUGCCGAAAGUUGUUCUUGGGGAGGACAUUAAUAUUAAUCCACCGGUGAUAUACGACGCCAGGUCCCUGAUCAUCAAUGGUAGUAGACAACUUUUAUUCUCUGGUUCCAUUCAUUAUCCUCGUACGCAACCUGAGAUGUGGCCGAGCCUCAUCAAAAAAUCUAAAGCGGGAGGAUUGAAUGUCAUCCAAACUUAUGUCUUCUGGAAUGUCCAUGAGCCUGUUGAAGGCCAGUUCAAUUUUGCUGGCAAUGCUGAUUUGGUACGAUUCCUCAAAUGUGUUCAUGAGCAUGGCUUGUGGGUGAACCUCAGACUCGGUCCAUAUAUUGCUGCUGAAUGGAAUCAUGGUGGAUUUCCAUAUUGGCUCAGAGAGGUCGCAAAUAUUACAUUUCGUUCUUAUAAUGAACCUUUCAUGCACCACAUGAGAAGAUUUAGUGAGAUGAUUAUAAACAUGAUGAAAAACGAGAAGUUGUUUUAUCCUCAGGGAGGCCCCAUUAUAAUGUCACAGAUAGAAAAUGAGUAUGGAGCAGUACAGGCAACAUACAGAGAAGAUGGAGCUAAGUACAUCCAGUGGGCAGCUGAGAUGGCAGUUGGUCUGUAUGGGAAAAUUCCAUGGCUCAUGUGCAAACAGCCAAAUGCUCCUUCUUUGGUGAUUGAAACAUGCAAUGGAAGGCAUUGUGCAGAUACGUUCCAAGGGCCUAAUGGUCCAGACAAGCCCAUUUUGUGGACAGAAAAUUGGACUGCGCAAUAUCGAGCAUUCGGAGAUCCACCAUCUCAAAGAUCAGCAGAAGAUCUUGCUUUUUCUGUCGCCAACUUCUUCGCUAGUAAUGGAACUUUUGUCAACUAUUACAUGUAUUAUGGUGGUACGAAUUAUGGUAGAACUGCCUCAUCUUUUGUGACUACUCGUUACUAUGAUGAAGCUCCCCUUGAUGAAUAUGGCUUGUUGAGAGAACCUAAAUGGGGCCACCUCAGAGAUGUCCACAGGGCUUUAAAGUUAUCAAAGAAGGCUUUGUUUUGGGGACAAAGGACUUCUAUGAGAAUCAAUAGAAAUGUUGAGAUAGUAACUUACGAGAAGCCUGGUGAUGCAAGCAUGUGUGCUGCAUUUUUUAUAAACAAACAUACAAAACUUCCAGCAACAAUUACAUUUAGGGGUUCGGUUUAUUAUGUUCCCUCAAAAUCCAUUAGCAUUCUUCCAGAUUGCAAGACUGUUGUUUUCAAUAGUCAAACAAUCAUUGCGCAACACAGUACAAGAAAUUUUGUCCCAUCAAAGAAAGCAAAUAACUUUAAAUGGGAGUCUUAUCGUGAAAUAAUUCCAACCUACAAUGAUUUACCUAUUAAAGAUAUAAUACCAAGGGAGCUCUAUCAGUUGACAAAAGAUGCUUCAGAUUAUGCAUGGUAUAGUACCAGUGUUAAUAUUGAACACCGUGACCUUCCCAUGAGGCCGGACAUCAUGCCCGUUCUUGAAGUACAAAAUAAUGGUCAUGCUAUGGUUGCUUUUGUGAAUGGCGAACAUAUAGGAUUUGCACAUGGGAAUUUAGACCAGAAGAAGUUUUCUUUAGUGAAAGCUGUAAAUUUGAGACCCGGACUCAACCACAUAACGCUUUUGUGCAUGACAAUGGGAUUCCAGAAUAGUGGAGCUCACAUGGAGAAGAGAUGGACAGGGCCUGAUUCUGUGCGAAUUAAGGGUCUGAAUACGGGAACACUUGAUCUCACUGAAACUCACUGGGGACAUGAGGUUGGCAUUACGGGAGAAAAGCUUCCAUUAUACCUGGAAGAAGGUGAACGAAAAGUGCAAUGGUCACCAGAUACUGGACUAGGAACUUCGAUCACAUGGUACAAGACACAUUUUAAAACACCAGAAGGGAAAAAUCCAGUCGCAAUUACCAUGGAUUCAAUGAACAAAGGCAUGAUCUGGAUCAACGGUAACAACAUUGGUCGUUACUGGGCAUCUUUCCUCACUCCUCAUGGAAGACCUUCUCAAACCGAGUACCACAUCCCACGAGAAUUCUUGAAGCGUAAAAAGAAUUCGUUAGUUGUGUUUGAGGAAGUGGGAGGAAAGCCCGAAAAUAUAACAAUAAUGACGGUCAAUAGAGAUAUAAUAUGCAGCUUAAUAAGUGAGGUGACUCCACCAUCAGUGAAAACAUGGGAAAGGAAGGAAAAUGAAUUGCGGAAAGUACUCCUCGUGGAAGAUAUGAAGUCAGGAGCUCGUUUAACUUGUCCAGAUGACAAAGUGAUCGUAGAUGUGGAGUUUGCAAGCUUCGGCGAUCCUAUUGGUGCUUGUGGAAUAUUUAGUGUUGGGACUUGUCAUUCUCCCAAUAGCAUGAGCGUUGUCUUAAAGCAUUGCUUGGGAAAACACAGCUGCGCAAUCCCGCUUGACAGAAAAGCAUUUUAUUUAACUGGCAAUAUUGAUAAUUGCCCAGAUACAUUUAAGUCAUUGGCUGUCCAAGUAAGGUGUGGUAAAUCAUCAAUGCAAUAACUAGCAAUGCCUAGCUAGAUAUCUACAUGUGACUUGCAUUGAAAAACCUAAGUUGAUGGAUGUUCGAGUUGUAAGACCACUUGAAAAUCCAGAGAUUACCACCAUGU